GCUAGCAACCUUUGCAUUGCCGCGCGCAAUGGUGAGAAAAGCUUUUGCCAUGAGGCGCAAAGUCGCCUCUUGCAGAGCCAGGCCCGACCAGACCGCCACUAUCAUCACCGCUUCCACCACCACCAUCCUUCUCCCUCCAAUCCUCGCGCGCUCUCCACCCAACUCCUAAUGGCGUCCACCACCACCUCCUUCCUCUCCAAACCUCUCAUCAUGACCUGCACCAGUGCGCCAUCACCUUUCCCGCUCCAUUUUACCACGCGCCCUCCUCCCCUUCACACCACCACCACGGCACCGUCACCUGAUCCUCCGCUUCCAUGGCCACCCUGGUCACCUCGUCGCCGCUCUCUCUACAUGGCGGCCUGCUGCUCCUGCUACCUCUACUAACCAUAACCUCGGCGUCGUCGGCCCCGCUCCCGCUCCUGGCGCUUCUGUCUUUGAAGUCUUCCUUGAACGACCCGGCCGGCGCGCUCCGGCCGUGGACGUACGCCUCCGCGGCGUUUGCGGGGGCCACGCGGUCGCUGGCCCCGCCGUGGUGCGCGUGGCCGGGCGUGUCCUGUGACGUGGCCACCGGGGACAUCGUCGGGAUCGACCUGUCGCGGCGCAACCUCUCUGGCACCGUCUCUACGACGGCGGCGAGGAUGCUGGCGCCGACGCUGACGUCGCUCAACCUCAGCGGGAACGCGUUCGCCGGGGACUUCCCACCGGCCGUGUUCCUGCUACGGCGGCUCGAGGCGCUCGACAUCAGCCACAACUUCUUUAACGGCACGUUCCCCGACGGCGUUGCCAAGCUGGGCGCGCUCACCGUCUUCGACGCCUUCAGCAACUGCUUCGUCGGUCCGCUGCCCCGCGGCCUCGGCGAGCUUCGGCGGCUCGAGCGCCUCAACCUCGGGGGCAGCUUCUUCAACGGGAGCAUCCCGGCUGAGGUCGGUCAGAUCCGUCGCCUCCGGUUUCUGCACCUCGCCGGGAACGCGCUCACCGGGCGGCUGCCAGGGGAGCUCGGCAAGCUCACAUUGCUCCAGCACCUCGAGAUCGGGUACAAUGCUUACGACGGUUGCAUUCCGGCGGGGCUCUACGGCCUGACGCAGCUCCAGUACCUUGACAUCGCCGUGGCCAACUUGUCCGGACCACUUCCACCGGAGCUCGGCGAGAUCGCGCAGCUUGAAGCAUUGUUCCUGUUCAAGAACCGGCUCACCGGCGCGAUACCGCCGAGCUGGUCUCGCCUUGGAGCGCUGCAAGUUCUUGAUUUGUCCGACAACCAGCUCACUGGCUCCAUUCCUGCCGGGCUCGGUGAUCUGGCUAACCUCACGACGCUCAACCUCAUGAGCAACUUCCUCUCCGGCACGAUCCCAGCGGCGAUCGGCGUGCUGCCGAGCCUGGAGGUGCUGCAGCUCUGGAACAACUCGCUCACCGGGAGGCUGCCGGAGUCGCUAGGCGCGAGCGGGCUGCUCGUUCGGGUCGACGUGUCGACCAACUCCCUCUCCGGCCCGAUUCCCUCAGGAAUGUGCACCGGCAACCGUCUUGCCCGCCUCAUCCUCUUCGGCAACCGGUUUGACUCCGCGAUCCCGGCGAGCCUCGCCAACUGCUCGUCGCUCUGGCGAGUCCGGCUCGAGUCGAACAACCUGUCCGGCGUGAUUCCGGCCGGGUUCGGCACGAUCCGGAACCUGACCUACCUGGACCUGAGCUCCAACUCGCUCACCGGUGGCAUUCCUGCUGAUCUCGUGGCUUCGCCGAGCCUCGAGUACCUGAACAUCUCCGGUAACCCGGUCGGCGGUGCGCUUCCGAACAUGUCGUGGCUGGCGCCGAAGUUGCAGGUCUUCGCGGCGAGCAAAUGCGCACUGGACGGCGACGUCCCAGCGUUUGGUACCGGGAGGUGCUCAAACUUGUACCGGCUGGAGUUGGCGGGAAAUGAGCUCACCGGUGCAAUCCCCAAUGACAUUGGCAGCUGCAAGCGGCUGGUAAGCUUGAGGCUGCAGCACAACCAGCUCACCGGGGAGAUCCCGGCAGAGCUCGCCGCUCUGCCGUCCAUCACCGAGGUCGACCUGUCCUGGAACGCACUCACCGGCACCGUUCCGCCGGGCUUCACCAACUGCACCACAUUGGAGACCUUCGACGUGUCCUUCAAUCAUCUGGUGCCGGCUGACUCGCCGUCGGCGCCACUGGGCGCCAGCGAGGGUAGCUCCGCGCGGCACACCGCGGCGAUGUGGGUCGCCGCUGCGGCAGUGGCAUUCGCUGGGAUGAUGGUGCUUGCAGUCACCGCUCGCUGGCUGCAAUGGCGGGAGGACGACACCGCCGCGCCGAGCGGUGGUAUGGGCGGUGCACGUCCCAACGUCGUCGUUGGACCGUGGCAGAUGACCGCGUUCCAGAGGCUCAACUUCACCGCCGACGACGUGGCACGGUGCGUCGAGGGGAGCGACGGCAUCGUCGGCGCCGGGUCAUCGGGGACGGUGUACCGGGCGAAGAUGCCGAAUGGCGAGGUCAUCGCGGUGAAGAAGCUGUGGCAAGCAGAUGCACAAAAGGAGGCAGCUUCAGAGCCAAAAUGCAGACAAGACACUGACAGCAGCAAAAGGAUGCUCGCCGAGGUGGAGGUCCUUGGCCACCUCCGCCACCGCAACAUCGUCCGGCUGCUCGGGUGGUGCACCAACGGCGAGGCGACGAUGCUGCUCUACGAGUACAUGCCGAACGGCAGCCUCGAAGAUCUCCUUCACGGCCCCGGCGCCCGCGCCACCGCGGCCACAGGCAAGCCCAAGGCGCAGCUCGACUGGGACGCGCGGCACAAGAUCGCCGUGGGCGUCGCGCAGGGCGUGAGCUACCUGCACCACGACUGCCAGCCGGCCGUCGCGCACCGCGACCUCAAGCCCAGCAACAUCCUGCUCGACGCCAACAUGGAGGCGCGCGUGGCCGACUUCGGCGUCGCCAAGGCUCUCCAGGGCGCCGCGGCCAUGUCCUCCGUCGCCGGCUCCUGCGGCUACAUCGCACCAGAGUAUACGUACACUCUCCAAGUGGAUGAGAAGAGCGACGUGUACAGCUUCGGCGUGGUGCUGCUGGAGAUCCUGUCGGGGCGGAGGUCGGUCGACACGGAGUACGGCGAGGGGAGCAACAUCGUGGACUGGGUGAGGCGCAAGGUCUCCGCCGGCGGUGGCGAGGGAAUGGUGCGCGACGUGAUGGACGCGGUGGCGUGGGCCGACCAAAGCGGUGAGACGCAGGACGAGAUGGCGCUUGCGCUGCGGGUGGCGCUGCUCUGCACCGGCCGGUGCCCGCAGGAGCGGCCGUCGAUGAGGGACGUGGUGUCCAUGCUGCAGGAGGCCAAGCGUGGCCGUAAGCCGGCGGCGAAGAAGCAGGCGCAACCAAAGGUUCACUAGCAACGACAACGUGUACUCACCAAGCUACUACUAGUAAUUUGUCAUGUAUAAUGUCUUCACUGUCUGAGUAAUUAACCUCUUUCGAGCGCACAAGAUUGGUUUACUUUCCAAUGUUAGGAGUAUAUUUGAGAACUA
Messenger RNA from Phragmites australis (common reed), 3494 nucleotides. Its product is annotated as leucine-rich repeat receptor-like protein kinase TDR. Gene Ontology annotation, molecular function: ATP binding; protein binding; protein kinase activity. Gene Ontology annotation, biological process: protein phosphorylation; hormone-mediated signaling pathway. Bases 315 to 3359 code for a protein of 1014 amino acids. The transcript has 2 exons. The record is from RefSeq and is a predicted model, not a curated record. Gene Ontology annotation, cellular component: plasma membrane. Lineage: Eukaryota; Viridiplantae; Streptophyta; Magnoliopsida; Poales; Poaceae.